AACUGUCAAACUGAAAAUUGUCUAUUGCUUUUCCGUUUUGGCGCACGCGGAAGUGAAUAGAAUCCAAUUUCCUUUUCCUAUAAAUUUCAAAAAUAAUUACAGUGAAACUUUUAUUCGCGGUAAUUUUGUUGUUCCAUCACUAAACUAAAUUGUGAACAAAGUGCUGUGAUUGUGCUAGUGCAAAAUCAAUCAUGGAAGUCACAGACUUUAGUGAUAUCCUUAAUGUCCGUUCGAUAAAAAUGGAAAGCAGCGAAGUGGCCUUUGGGGACAGCGCAGAGUCCUCGGACCCUCUAUCUAUGAUGCCACAAUAUGUUACAGAAAGUGAUUUGGGCUUGAUCCAGUCGGGAACAGAAAUCCUUCAGACACCACUCACUGUAUUCAAUGAUACACCAGAUGAAGAUGACACGAUGCAAAGCACUGACUCUAGUGAAGAGGUGGUGGUCCAACUGAUGGACAUCCGAACUCGACUGUCCAAACUCCGUUCCAUGCUGGAGAGGAGGCUGGGUACAGAUCUCUCUGAUUACACCUUCUGGCUGCAAGACGCUAAGAUGUUGGAGAGCCACAAAACCCUAGUGGAGCAAUGUAUUCGUGGAGAGGGAGUGGUGCAAGUGAACGUGCAGAUCAGGUCUCAGGAGCGCAAGCUCAACAUCCUGGACGUGCUGAAGCCUGACGAGGAGCUCGCCGCCGCCGACGGCCGCGACCGCGCUCCCGGCGACUAUGUAGACAUAGACGAAGACACAACGAAUCAAACUGAGGAGCUGCUAACAGCGACGGAAGAGAAGACUGUACCAUUUGCGGAGUGUGUGAAGUGGGUUGUCGACGCCAGCUUCAGGAACGACCAUAGAGUCCCUGUACCCGACGAUCCCAAUCUAUGGUCGGUGCAGCACGUGAAGUUCUGGAUCCAGUGGGCGGUGCGCCAGUUCCGGCUCAGCGGCGUCCGACUGGCGGACUGGCGCCUCACCGGCGAACAGCUGUGCGCUAUGUCCAACCAACAGUUCAAAGAAAAAGUGCCUUCAGAUCCUGGCGACUUGUUUUGGACGCAUUUCGAACUGCUCAGGAAGUGCAAAUUCAUAGCCGUGGUCCAAACCGAUGAGACGCAACCCAAAGACCCUUUAGAAAUACAAUCAGCUAUUAAGAAGAAACCGAAACAGCUAGUGAUAAGGCCUCAGAACGAGGAAGACCACGAGUACGUGAGGAGGAACGGCAACAACGGACAGAUACAGCUCUGGCAGUUCCUGCUCGAGCUGCUGACCAGCGCCGACCACUACUCCGCCAUCCGCUGGCACGGCGUGGACGGAGAGUUCAAAUUGCUGGAGCCGGAGCGAGUGGCGAGGUUGUGGGGCGCGCGCAAACACAAGCCCGCCAUGAACUAUGAGAAGCUAUCGCGAGCAUUGAGAUACUAUUACGACGGGGAUAUGAUCGCCAAAGUCGCCGGGAAACGAUUCGUAUACAAAUUCGUUUGCGAUCUCCAACAGCUGAUUGGUUACGACGCGGCGGAACUCGCCGAGCUUGUGGAGGAAUUACACGAGUCCAAAGUACUGGGCGAAUCUUAGGAUAUAAAUGCAUUGCACCCAAGUCUCCUGGUUUCAACAUUUCCCUUCCACAAAAUACCUAAAUGUUCCUGGUUGGUUGCGUGGUCCAUUUUUCCCCUUUGGGUACGGAACCUUAAAAAUAUCAUGUAAAUAAAUAAUUAUAUCUUUCCUUAAAGUUUUAUUAUAAGACAUUUUACGACUACUUUCGCAAAAUUUAACAUUUCA
Messenger RNA from Plodia interpunctella (Indianmeal moth), 1757 nucleotides. RefSeq names its product Ets at 97D (gene Ets97D). The record is from RefSeq and is a predicted model, not a curated record. The coding region runs from base 192 to 1553 and encodes 453 amino acids. Gene Ontology annotation, biological process: regulation of transcription by RNA polymerase II; cell differentiation. Lineage: Eukaryota; Metazoa; Arthropoda; Insecta; Lepidoptera; Pyralidae. Gene Ontology annotation, molecular function: DNA-binding transcription factor activity, RNA polymerase II-specific; sequence-specific DNA binding. Gene Ontology annotation, cellular component: nucleus. The transcript has 11 exons.